GUCCAUUCUCAUUCUCGCAGUGUUCUCGAGGUCUACCUCGCCAUCUCUGGCAAUCGCCAUCGCGCAUGGGGCGAAGGAGGAUGGGGUGGCGCCGCACAAGACAACCGCCCUUUUCAAGACAACCGCCCUUUUGAGAUUGAUCUCGAGUCUUUCCGCAUGUUUUCCGCUGCAGGCACGGAUGAACAGGGAAGGGAAGGGAAGGGAAGGUUGAGGUGACAUUCAAGCUUCUGUUAUUCUGUUGCCGUUAAAGGGUCGGGCAGUGAGAAUUUCCAUUUUAGGGUUUUGUAGAAGAGGUUCGUUUGAAAGUUCUUGAGAUAUGUUCGCGCUUCUGGUGCUUUUUUCAGGUAGAUUAGAUUGUGAGUAUUUAGUGAGCGUUUUGAAGUUCGCAUCAAUGUCCGAGGUUGCCUAGCUCGCAAUUUACUUGGGCGCGAUGCAAUAUUGUGAGGCAGCAGGCUAAGAAGAAAAUUUACGCUGUUCACUGAUCGGUAUUUCCUGCAGCGUACAGUUGUCUUGACUAGGAUUUAGCGAAGCCAUAUUGUUUAGCAGUGUUUCGGUCACACUUUGCUGCAAUCUGAGAGGGUGAAAUUUAAGACCCUGUUGGUCACAGCUUGUUUCUUCACCAUCCAGAAUUAUCGUUGAAAGCUGCAGGGUUAAAAUUGCACUUCAUGGUGAUAACUGCUGACGCCUUUCGGAAUUGUGAUAGAGUAGGAGUUCACAAAUAAUUCUUUUAUGCACGAUAGAGGGGAUUUACAAUCAACUGAAGGGGCCAAAUGUCACAUAAACAUCAGAUCAAGUCUGACGGUGACAGCAUGAGUCCUGUAGAGCUUCCCGAUGAAAGCGACCGAGACGACUCUGAAUUUGUUGAAAAUGAUCCGACUGGUCGCUAUGGGCGGUAUGCGGAAGUAUUGGGUAAAGGGGCCUUCAAGACAGUAUACCGGGCAUUUGACGAGGUGGAGGGUAUCGAGGUAGCUUGGAACCAGGUGAAAGUGCAAGAUGUUCUGCAGAGCCCCGAGGACUUGGAGCGGCUGUACUCGGAGGUACAUCUGCUGAAGACACUGAAGCACAGGAACAUAAUAAAGUUCUACAAUUCGUGGGUGGACACGAAGACGAAGAACGUGAAUUUCAUCACAGAGAUUUUCACUUCCGGCAAUUUGAGGCAAUACCGGAAGAAGCACAAGCACGUGGACAUCAAGGCGGUGAAGAAUUGGUCACGGCAGAUAUUGCGGGGUCUGCUGUACCUGCAUAGCCACGAUCCGCCGAUCAUACAUCGCGAUCUGAAGUGCGACAACAUAUUUGUGAACGGCAAUCAGGGAGAGGUGAAGAUCGGGGAUCUGGGUCUCGCAGCGAUCCUUCGGCAGGCACAUGCAGCGCACAGCGUGAUCGGGACACCAGAGUUCAUGGCUCCUGAGCUGUACGAAGAGGAAUACAAUGAGCUGGUGGAUAUAUACUCGUUUGGGAUGUGCCUGCUGGAGAUGGUGACGUUCGAGUACCCGUACAGCGAAUGCACAAACGCCGCGCAGAUCUACAAGAAAGUGUCAUCGGGGAAGAAACCCGCAGCGCUGGAUAAAGUGAAGGACCCGGAAGUGCGGGCUUUUGUGGAGAAAUGUCUGGCCAAGGCAUCUAAGAGGCUUCCCGCAAGGGAUCUUCUGGUGGACCCGUUUCUGCAGUGCGAGGGGGAUCGUGAAGCGGUGGAGGCUCUGCCGACAAUUACUCUGUCAAAGACGCGGGCGGAUGACUUCGAGGAGCUUGGGGUGAUUUGCGAGGACAGCGCGUCGAAGCAGAAGGGCGGGGAGUUGAACAGUAUGUAUGAGGCGGACAACGAACGGGGUUACGGACAGGAGAGAAGAGGUGGUGGAUCCGGCGACGACGAGAGGUCGGAGGGGCGCGGCUCUGGAAGGUUGGCAGCAGCGUCAUCGGGAAGGCGUUCGGACGAGGAAGACGAUCCUUCGGGGAGCACCCGGUAUGGUAAAGACCGUGUGAGGAGGAGCAGCCGCGAUUUCCGAGUGAAGGGGAAGCGGAAAGACGACGUCACAAUAUUCUUGAGAGUGCGAAUUGCUGAUCAUGACGGUCACAGCCGCAACAUCCACUUCCCUUUCGACAUAGAGGGCGACACGGCAAUGUGCGUUGCGAGCGAGAUGGUGGAGGAGCUGGACCUGUCGAACCAGGAUGUGACGACGAUAGCGGAGAUGAUCGACGCAGAGAUCUUGGCGCUGGUUCCGGAAUGGCGACCUGGAGUCGCCGUGGAUGAGGGCGGUGUGGAGGCAGACAGUGCGUACCCGACAGUUGUGGAUGGGUCAGACGAGGUGGGAUCAGGCGAUUCUGUGGUGGAAGAUCCGCCGAGUUCGAGUUGGAAGGGGCGAGCCGUGUCUCCAAGGUUGUGUUCGGUGGGCGGGACGUCCCCUCCAAGGAUGGUGGAGGGCACAAUGCACGGGCGAUUCGAGGAAGUAACGUAUCCGGCGCGCGCGAGCAGUUCUCGACGUGGUUCAGAGCCGAUCUUCACGAGCGAGUCGUCGGACGAACGGGACGAGUCGGGGGAUCAGGGGUCGAAGUACGAUGGGUCGCCGGAGAGAGGAUCGGGUGCGUCGUGCUCGAAGCAUGGUGGUGGGAGGGAUUGGAGCGGGGGGUUCAACGAGUUGGUAGAGAGGCGGAGGAAUGCGGGGACUGCUGCGUACUCUCACGAGCCGUGGGACGUGCUGCAUCAGAACGAGGAGAGAGGGGACAGUAGCGUUGAGGAGGAGUUGGCGCUUUCAGGGGAGGAUGAGGAAGACGAUGAGGAGGCGAUUUCACGGAAGCUGGAGCAUCUAGCGCAGAAGCAGAGGGCGGAGUUGCGGGAAAUGCACAGGAGGCACGAGCAAGCGAUGUCGAGGCUUCGGAACAGGCGGAGGGGGAAGGGGGCGUCGUAUGGGGAAGCAGGGCGAUCGGUGUCACCUGGGUCUCAGCGGACGGAUUCGUCGUGCGAGGCGUUCCAUCAGGCGGAGGCGAGGAGGGCAUUGGCGAGCGGGUCGAUGUCGAACGCAGCGUGUGGGAGGCAGGUGGGUGUGGAUGGUGGGAACGGCAAGUCGGUGGUGGAGGAGGGAGGCAGGAGGGGGUGUGCGGAGGGGAAUGGAGGUGUCGGUCCUGCGGAUUUUAGAGUUUUUGGCGCACCAAAAGCGUAUGGGUUGGGGCACAACUUGCAAGGUCAUGUUGUGAUUGACAAGAGGUCAGGAGAGGGAUCGGCAUGGAGGUCGGAUGCUGAGGGAAGCGAUCAGGGGAAGUCGCAUAGAUGUGGGGAAUCCGGUGCAAUGAGUGGUGAGGGCGGCGGAGCGCGGUGAAAUGAGCGAAGCGAGUCGUGAGGUGGGUGGUAGCGUGGUAGUGCAGAUGCUUGUAGAGGUAGGAUUUAAUUCGUACAGGUGGUCGAUGUAUUAUGCAAUUUUUGGUGCUGGUUGUUGUUUGGUAGUUGUGAUCAAUUCGAAUGGUAUUUCUGAUGGAGUUUCAGAAUCGGUAACUUUGAUAGUAGGCUUUUGUUUA
Messenger RNA from Physcomitrium patens, 3507 nucleotides. Its product is annotated as putative serine/threonine-protein kinase WNK6. Gene Ontology annotation, molecular function: protein serine/threonine kinase activity; ATP binding. Gene Ontology annotation, biological process: protein phosphorylation. The record is from RefSeq and is a predicted model, not a curated record. Lineage: Eukaryota; Viridiplantae; Streptophyta; Bryopsida; Funariales; Funariaceae.